This is a messenger RNA of Pogonomyrmex barbatus (red harvester ant), 2853 nucleotides long. Its product is annotated as dual specificity mitogen-activated protein kinase kinase 4. Gene Ontology annotation, biological process: MAPK cascade; protein phosphorylation. Gene Ontology annotation, molecular function: ATP binding; JUN kinase kinase activity. NCBI's taxonomy places the organism in Eukaryota, Metazoa, Arthropoda, Insecta, Hymenoptera, Formicidae. The record is from RefSeq and is a predicted model, not a curated record.
UAUCGUGUGCCGUAGAGCGGUGCGCGGUCCAGAGUGCGGUCGAGUGCUCGUAACGGGUGGUUUACGGUGUGAUCUCGCGAGGAUUAUCGGGGGUUAGAGCGCGGCUCGGCGAUACGUUUGUCGACUCGGGGUGCUAACGCGAGAGGCGAGAUUACCGUGCCGCUUCCGAAUCGUACGAGACCGCACAAAUGGUGCGACUGCCGCGUAACGCAUAUGCCAGGCUGUUGAGAUCUUGCGAGAAGGUCUCCUAAGGGGAGCACCUUUGACAAGACAGUUCCGUGCGGGCGCCGCGAAAACGCGAAGCGCUCCUAGCCGGCGUUCCUAGCCGGACCCAGAAUGGCGGAGAAUCAGGGCAACUCGUCGGGCCAGACCGGCCAAGGUUCCGCCAGGUCUUUCAACUUUCCACGAAUGGAUUUUCGAACAAACAAUGACGUUCAGAACGAGAUGUCAGAGAGGCGAAGACAGUUGAAACUUAGUUUCCAAACGCAAGGCAAUAAUUUAUCAUUUGCCAAUUCCACAAAUUCCUCAUUGUCGAAUUCAACAGGAGCCACGGCAUGUCCAUCAAUAUCCUCCCGCCCAAGUCUGCCUUUAUCUCUACCUAAGCUGCCAGUCAGACCUCGCACGAUGUUACAGCAGCAAGAAUUUAUUCCCGAUAAGGCAAGAGACAAACUACGAAUGUGCCAGUCUAUGCAGACUACUGGUAAAUUGCAAUUAUCUACAGACGUAAUAUACGAUUUCACAAGCGAAGAUCUUCAAGAUCUUGGAGAAAUAGGAAGAGGAGGAUUUGGAACUGUAAAUAAAAUGAUUCAUAGGAUAAGCAAUACCGUUAUGGCUGUGAAAAGAAUUCGCUCUACUGUGGACGAAAGAGAACAAAAGCAACUGUUAAUGGAUUUAGAAGUUGUGAUGAAAUCGAAUGAAUGCCCGUGUAUUGUGCAAUUUUAUGGGGCGUUAUUUAAAGAGGGAGAUUGUUGGAUUUGCAUGGAACUUAUGGACACGUCAUUAGAUAAGUUUUACAAGUUCAUUUAUGAGAGAUUAAACGAGAGGAUACCGGAAUGUAUUCUAGGCAAAAUAACAGUAGCCACUGUGAAAGCACUGAAUUACCUCAAAGAAAAGUUAAGAAUAAUUCACAGGGAUGUGAAACCUAGUAAUAUUUUAUUGGAUCGUCGAGGUAAUAUAAAAUUAUGUGACUUUGGUAUAUCUGGCCAGCUUGUGGACUCAAUCGCGAGAACUCGGGACGCUGGUUGUAGGCCAUAUAUGGCUCCGGAAAGGAUAGACCCACAACGCGCACGAGGCUAUGACGUGCGAAGCGAUGUAUGGUCAUUAGGUAUUACGCUGAUGGAGGUUGCUACAGGGUAUUUUCCAUACCCAAAGUGGAACUCUGUCUUUGAACAACUUUAUCAAGUAGUGCAAGGUGAUCCGCCACGACUAUCUCCCAAUGAAAACGGCAAUCACUUUACUAUGGACUUUGUGAACUUUGUGAAUACAUGCUUAAUUAAAGAGGAGACGCAGCGACCCAAGUACAAUAAAUUGCUGGAACAUCCGUUCAUCAGACGAGCUGAGGAAGCGACGAUCGACGUCGCGGCAUACAUCAGUGGUGUUCUGGACAAUAUGGCUAAUAACGGAGUGACACCGUUCACUACCAAUCAACCAUAAAAAUUGUGAAAUGGUAGGGCAGCAGCACAGCAUGUCAUACGUCACAGUACCUCGGGGUUUUUGCAGUCUUCUUCAAACUUUCACCCUCUAAAUACCAUCUAUGAAUGGUAUUAUCGCACUCCCAACGAUCUAGCGUAGACAGCGAAACUGACGAUAAUUUUCGUCAUCGGCUCACUUAGAAUUUGUAUUCUUGUGGAAUAUGACCGUAUACGCAAUAGAGCGAGCAGUGAGAUGUGCGUCAGCGGGCUGGCCGCGAAAUAUCAAACGAUUGGUACGCGCGUGUACAUCUUUUUCUCCUCUCGUUCCGUCAUCUUCUCUUGCCUCUGUCUCGUUCAAUACAAUCCUAGAUAUACGUCGCGCUCCCACAGGAUUCUCCGGUUCGUGUAAUUCUUACAACAGCGCGACUUGUCCAAUAAAUUUCCAGCAGAUCAUACAUAUGCGUAUGCACAUAUGUACACAGAUAUAUAUCUGUAUCUGUAAAAUGGAUCGUAAUUUAUGGUACAAAUAGAAAAGAAAUGAUUCUUUGUGUAAAUGUAAAUUUAAAGUACAUGUAACAUUCUUGCACAUCCAAAGUACUACUUCCGAGAAAACCAGAUUUAACUUUAAUUUGUCAAGUAUCUCCUUAUUGUUAUUCCCAUUUGUACUGUAUUUGUAAAUAUUGACUAUUUAUUUUUUACAUUUAUUAAUUCUGCUUGAAUUUCAUUCGCAUCGCGAAUUACAGUAUAAUCGAAAUAAUGUAUAGAGAGACGUUGUUUAUUGGAAACUCGUGAUGGCAAUGUUUCUGUCACAAAAUUUUACAAAGAACAAUUUCCCAGAACUGCCAGUUAUUAUCGAAAUAAACGAAUAUGUAUUUGACAAUCUUACAAAUUUGAUUUUUUUUUUUGAAACAUCUUGUUAAAAUAUAUUAUUUUCUUCGAUUUACUUUUACAUAAAUGAUUUAUUCUCUCUUUGAUUGCGUCAUGAAUUACAGUCCAUUUUGUAUAUACGCAUAAUUAUAUCUUGCCCAAAAUCUUGAUUUCCGCGAUCUUUUGUAAAAAGCGUUAUAAGAAUAUUUGGUGAAUUAGUCGCCAAGAUGGUACCGAGAAUAUCCGUAUUGGUCGUUUUUGAUGAUUUUCAUAGGAUCACAGAUUUAAAUACGAGUAUCAAAUGUUAGGAGUGCUGUAAUGUAAUCAUACAGGAAAUAAAUCAUUGACACUCGCA